GCUGUGUCGGCUUCAAAAGAGCGCCAUGGGCUCUCGUUGGCUGGGCUCAAGAAGGCUCUUGUCGCCGGUGGCUACGAUGUGGAGAAGAAUAACGCUCGCGUGAAACUGUCCGUAAAAAGUCUUGUGAGUAAAGGCUCUCUCGUGCAGACAAAAGUCAGAAGCCAAGGUGAAAUCCGCCAAGAAAAAGGCGACACCGAAAAAGAAGCCAGCGGCGAAAAGCCCGCUGCCGCCAAGAAAGUGAAGAAACCGGCAGCGAAGAAACCCGUGGCAGCUAAGAAAACUGCUAAGAAGCCUGCAGCAGCAAAGAAAGCCACCAAGAGUCCUAAGAAAGCGAAGCCGGCUGCAAAGCCCAAAAAGGCUGUUAAGAGCCCGAAGAAGGCCAAAGCAGCAAAGCCUAAGGUGGCCAAAGCGAAGACUGUAAAGAAGGCAGCACCGAAAAAGAAGUGA
Molecule: messenger RNA, 447 nt
Organism: Polypterus senegalus (gray bichir)
Lineage: Eukaryota; Metazoa; Chordata; Cladistia; Polypteriformes; Polypteridae
Product: histone H1-like
Exons: 2
Biological process (GO): nucleosome assembly
Cellular component (GO): nucleosome
Molecular function (GO): structural constituent of chromatin; DNA binding
Source: RefSeq, a predicted model, not a curated record